Molecule: messenger RNA, 2469 nt
Organism: Rhagoletis zephyria (snowberry fruit fly)
Lineage: Eukaryota; Metazoa; Arthropoda; Insecta; Diptera; Tephritidae
Product: V-type proton ATPase 116 kDa subunit a-like
Biological process (GO): proton transmembrane transport; vacuolar acidification
Cellular component (GO): plasma membrane; vacuolar proton-transporting V-type ATPase, V0 domain; vacuolar proton-transporting V-type ATPase complex
Molecular function (GO): ATPase binding; proton-transporting ATPase activity, rotational mechanism
Source: RefSeq, a predicted model, not a curated record
CAAACCGUUUCAAUGGGGGAUAUGUUUCGCAGCGAAAAGAUGGCCUUGUGCCAGCUUUUUAUCCAACCUGAAGCUGGUUAUACUACCAUUUCUGAGUUAGGCGAGAUCGGUUGUGUACAGUUUCGUGACUUGAAUACCAAUGUCAAUUCCUUUCAACGACGAUACGUCAGUGAGGUGCGACGUUGCGAUGAGCUUGAGCGACAAAUGCAUUACAUUGAAAAUGAACUGAAGAAGGAUGGUGUGGUAUUGCCCGAGUUAACAGAGAACCCUCCACGUGCGCCGAAUCCUCGUGAAAUAAGCGACCUUGAGACUACUAUGGAUAGAGUAGAGACGGAAAUACGCGAGCUCGCUCAAAAUAAUGAAAAUCUGAAGUUAAACUACUUGGAACUUACUGAGUUAUGCAUGGUUUUAGAUAAAACACAAAAUUUCUUUCGAGAUGUUAUGGACACUCCGUUCCACUUUGGUGAUAAUGAGACGCAGCCGCACGUGGGACAAGGACAAUUGGGUUUCGUGGCUGGCGUCUUGAAUCGCGAGCGUUCGUUCGCUUUUGAGCGUAUGUUGUGGCGCAUCUCGCGCGGUAACGUAUUUGUGAGGCGCGUUGAUUUGGAAGAACCUUCCUUAGAUCCAAACACUGGUCUUCAGGUAUACAAGACAGUUUUCGUUGUGUUUUAUCAGGGAGCGCAAUUGAACACACGCAUCAAGAAAGUAUGCAAUGGCUUCCGUUCUUCACUUUAUCCCUGUCCGGCGGAGCGUGCCGAGCGUGAAGAAAUGCUGCGCGGCGUAAAGACACGUUUGGAGGACUUGAAGUUGGUGAUGAGUCAAACUGCUGAUCAUAGGCGUUUAGUGCUGUCCAACACUAUCAAAAAUCUACCACGGUGGAUUAUAAUGGUCAAGAAAAUGAAGGCCAUAUACCACAUGCUCAAUAUGUGCAAUGUGGACGUGACUAAAAAGUGUCUUAUAGCCGAGGGCUGGGUGCCAAGGAAAGACCUGACGAAUGUUACGGACGCGCUGGCAGUUGGCUCGGCAGCUGUGGGCAGUACAGUGCCGUCGUUUCUAAAUGAGCUGGAGACACAGAAAUCACCACCCACUUUUAAUCGUGUCAAUAAGUUUACGGACGGUUUUCAGCAUCUGAUCGACGCCUAUGGUAUGGCCGACUAUCGGGAAGUAAAUCCGGCGCUCUACACUUGCAUUACGUUCCCCUUCCUCUUUGCGGUUAUGUUCGGCGAUUUAGGCCAUGGCUUCUGUAUAUUUCUUUUUGCGCUCUGGAUGGUUUUAGAUGAGCAGCGUUUAAGCAAGAAGCGUGGAGGUGAAAUCUGGAAUAUAUUUUUCGGUGGCCGUUAUAUCAUUUUGCUAUUGGGGCUGUUCUCCAUGUACACAGGCUUCUUGUAUAAUGACAUAUUUUCCAAGUCUCUCAAUGUUUUCGGGUCUACUUGGAGGGUGCGCUACAAUCGUACUACCGUGCUGGAAAAUCCGAAUCUGGUAUUAGACCCAGCAGUCGCCUCUUUUGGAGUCUACCCGCUGGGUGUAGAUCCCAUUUGGCAAUUGGCCGAUAACAAAAUUAUUUUCCUUAACUCACUGAAAAUGAAAAUGUCAAUUAUUCUUGGGGUGGCGCAUAUGAUAUUUGGCGUCUGCCUGUCGGUGGUCAACUUUAUGCACUUCAAGAAAUACGCGCUGAUCUUUUUGGAAUUUUUGCCCCAAAUACUAUUCUUGAUUUUGCUCUUCGGUUACAUGUGUUUCAUGAUGUUUUACAAGUGGGUGAAAUAUGGACCAAAGACCGAUUAUUUGCCCGAUUCGCCCGGUUGCGCGCCGUCGGUGCUAAUAUAUUUCAUUAAUAUGAUGCUAUUCAGUGCAUCGGCACAGCUAGAGGGCUGCGAUGAGUACAUGUUUGACGCACAGCCGCUUCUUGAAAAGGUCUUUGUUGUGUUGGCUGUUCUCUGCAUUCCGUGGAUUCUGCUGGGCAAACCGCUCUACAUAACGGUUGUGAGGAGACUUCAAGCAAAACGGCAGCACAACUCACCUUUGGGCAAAUUAGAAGCGGAAGACGGUGGCCAUCAUGGCGCAGUUGGUACAGAUGAUGAAGAGGACGAGCCAAUGAGCGAAAUUUGGAUACACCAAGCUAUACAUAUGAUUGAAUAUAUCCUGAGUACCAUAUCGCACACCGCUUCAUAUUUGCGUUUGUGGGCUUUAUCGUUGGCGCAUGCGGAACUUUCCGAAGUACUGUGGAAUAUGGUGCUCUCCGAGGGUCUUAAAUUAGGCGGCUACCCAUCGGCGAUCGCCUUGUACUUCAUAUUUGGAGCUUGGGUUUUGCUGACGAUAGCUAUCAUGAUUUUGAUGGAGGGCUUGUCGGCCUUUUUGCAUACUUUGCGCUUACAUUGGGUUGAAUUUAUGAGUAAAUUCUAUUCUGGCGCAGGGUAUGCCUUUAUGCCGUUCAGUUUCAAAAUUUUAUUGCGAAGUGAAGACGACGACUGA